Molecule: messenger RNA, 1003 nt
Organism: Homalodisca vitripennis (glassy-winged sharpshooter)
Lineage: Eukaryota; Metazoa; Arthropoda; Insecta; Hemiptera; Cicadellidae
Product: FUN14 domain-containing protein 1A-like
Exons: 3
Coding region: 236-790 (184 amino acids)
Biological process (GO): autophagy of mitochondrion
Cellular component (GO): mitochondrial outer membrane
Source: RefSeq, a predicted model, not a curated record
UUCAGUCUUGUAAGAAAUAAUAUCGUUGUCUGCUAUUCAAUUCAAUAUCACUAUUGCAUUUGCUUGUCAGUAGUAAACGUUACCAAGAACGAAUGAGUAAUUGUAGUGUCAUAGGCUAAAUAAAACUACUGGAGGUGUAUUAAAUAAUAGUCAAAGUAUUAUUUUCAAUUUAUCACGAUAUUUAUAAGGCUACUUCCAUUUUAUUGAAUAUUUAGCAGUAUAUAAUACUCUUAAAAUGACAUCACCCUUUAACAGAAAGUCUAAAGCAUCCAAGGAUGAAGAUAAUUCCGAAAUAACAAUACAGGACGUUUCUAAAGAAGCACAAAGUCUUAUUGACAAGGUUAUUGGAGAUGUGGGGAAGACUUCAGCCACUCAACAGCUAAUUUUGGGCACGGCCUCAGGAUGGCUUACUGGAUAUUUGAUGAUGAAAGUUGGGAAAGUAGCAGCAGUGGCAGUUGGCGGAGGGAUCAUACUUUUGCAGAUAGCCAACCACAAAGGUUAUGUCAAAGUCAACUGGGACAGAAUUUAUAAGAAUGUUGAAGAGCAAGUUGAUAAAAUUGAAGCAACGUCCUCAAAGAAACCUAAAAUUCUCGAUAAGGUUGAAAAGUACGUAGAUCGGAAACUGGACAAAGCUGAAACUCUUCUGAAGAAGAAAGAGCGUAAGGCAAAGAUGUGGUUUAAUAAAAUGACAAAUAAUGAGGAUGACAUUGUAUUCCAUGAAAUACAUGUUUUCAUGGCCUCAUUCUUUGCUGGAAUAGCCAUGGGAAUUGUCUUUGGCAGAAUCUUGUAACUUAGACACUGGUUGCUUGCGCCCAAAGCCUUAUUAAAUUUAAUAAUAUGUCCUUUGUCUAACUAACCUCUUGUAAAUAGCAAUGUAAGUAGCACUAAGUAUUAUUUAUUUCUAAAAUGUGAUAUUAUCUCAGCUUAUGUAUAUCCUUUAUUAGAUCUUGUUCUAUGAUGUAUAAUUAUGUAACUAUGCAAUAAACGUUGUCGUUUCACAAUA